Molecule: messenger RNA, 987 nt
Organism: Pelodiscus sinensis (Chinese soft-shelled turtle)
Lineage: Eukaryota; Metazoa; Chordata; Testudines; Trionychidae
Source: RefSeq, a predicted model, not a curated record
UCCAGAUGCUGCUGCAGCGUCCCCUGGCUCGGUCACUGGCUCCUGGUCCCCAUGAUCCUGCUGUGGCUGCUCUGUGCCGGGGUCACAGGCCAGGAAUUCUGCAGUUCCCCAGGUGAUCUCCCUGCACCUCAGCUGUUCCUGAAUCCGACGUCGGCUCAGGAUGGGGAGACCGUUUUAGCCCGCUGUGCACAGUUUCGAUAUGCUAAUAUUACCAGAGUUUUUUUCUGCAAAGACGGGGUGGCUCUUUCCAACCAAAAAUUUGAAACAGGCCAAGCUAGUUACACAUUCCUCUUGAAUGUCUCCAUGCAGAGCGAAGGGCGCUACUCCUGUAGGUAUCAGAUCAAGGAUGAGAAAAACAAGGAAGUCAAUUCUGCUCUCAGCGCCCCCUUGCAACUGAAGGUCACAGAGAGAAAGGCUUUCCCUGACCAGCCAGAGAAAACUCCACCUACGGGACAUGGACUGACCGUAGAGCUCAUACUGGGCAUUGCAGUUGGCGUUGCAGUUGGUUCCUGUUUGAUUCUGGCUCCAGUGGCUUAUAUUCUGCUGAAAAAAUUUGCACCUAAACAGAGAAGUAAAAGGGAACCAGGUGUAAGCCACAGAACCGAGAACGCGGGCACAGAUGAUCAGAUUCAGUAUGCCACCAUCGGCGCGUUUGGUGCAGCCAGGAUUCCUCGGGCACAGGAAGGCGUGACUGCAACAUACGCUGUCAUAGGAAAAGCCCCUGGCUGGCCCAGAUAAUCCACUGGCUUCUGAAACAUGUGGCUCAGGCUGCACUUCCGGUCUGCACUGACUCUGAAAUGGCGGGUGCCAGAGUCCACUAGGUUAAUCACUGAGUAGCCUGAGAACUUUACCACGUUUUAGGGAAAGUCUUUUCUGCUCCAUGUCUCUGUCUUUAGACCCUGCUCCCCAAGAUCUCAGCGCCCACUGCCUGCAUUUCUCUUAGCCUCCCCCCUCACUGCUCCCCUCCUUCAUCUGGAGUUUUCUAGU